Messenger RNA from Physcomitrium patens, 1560 nucleotides. The record is from RefSeq and is a predicted model, not a curated record. Lineage: Eukaryota; Viridiplantae; Streptophyta; Bryopsida; Funariales; Funariaceae.
AUCUCUCUUCGAUCCCACCAACUGUUCUGUCACGUCUCGAAUGCGUCACCUCGCUCCCAAUUAUCGCCCAAUCCCAUCGAAGAUUUGGGACGUGACACGCUCUUCAGUGCUUUUGAUGCCCCUCGCGGCUCCGACAGGCUCGCUGUGCCGUCAGCUCUACUAUUUCUCGCCACACCCAUGGCCGGGUCGGGUCGGGUUGGAUUGAGUUGAGUUGGCGUGCCUCACCCAGCUGCUGAUGUUGGUGGACGAUCAUUGGAGUUACAAAUGAGCUGUGGUGGAUGAACAUGCUGCAGCUCCACUAUCAGCAAAUUCAGAAGCAGCAGCUGGCCCAGUUUUGGGCUCAGCAAACACAAGAGAUGGAGGAAGUCAAUGAUUCCAAGACUCAUCAGCUUCCACUGGCGCGCAUAAAGAAGAUCAUGAAGUCUGAUGAAGAUGUCAAGAUGAUCGCAACAGAAGCUCCAGUGCUAUUUUCUAAAGCUUGCGAGAUGUUUAUAUUGGAAUUGACGCUUCGGUCUUGGAUUCACACUGAAGAGAAUAAGAGACGGACACUACAGAGAAACGAUAUUGCUGGCGCCAUCACUAGGGGCGACAUUUUUGACUUUCUUGUAGACAUUGUUCCACGUGACGAGCUAAAGGAAGAGGAUUUGGGUGUACCAUGGUCUGGAGUUCCAGCCGAUGGCGUGCAAUAUGGAGGGAUGUACUAUCCUCCCAUGCCUGGGCAGCCAAUACAUCCAAUGAGAGCUCCUAGGAUGAUGGUCGGCCAACCAGCCGUUCCACCAAAUCCACAAAUGAUGUAUCAAUCACCACUGGUAAUUGCAGGCUUUAGAAUUCCCUUGCCAAGCUGUGCUUGCGCCAGAGCAGCAGCAGCAACCACAGCAGCAACUGUAUUAAUCUGUAGAGUAUACAAUAGCCUCUUGUACGCUUUGCGAUGAAGCAAAAGAGCUCUCGCAUCAAGUGACCAGCGUUACAUGGAGCGGAAUUCAUCGUAUUGAUGUUAUUUACUAUUAUACGGCCGGAGAAGUCACAGCAAGCAGGUGCAUCCUCGUCUUAAUGGUACUGUUGUGUUGGCAUUUUGCUUCAUUUUGAGGAUCCUGGACAACAAAGCUCUGAAGAGUGACAAAUGGUUCUUAGUGCCUCUUUUCCUAGCAGAGGUUGAAUUUGGUUUAGCACUAUAGCCCUCGUAGUGGAUAUCAUGCUAACUUUGUGAAUAUGGAGAUCAGUCCUAGUUAAGUAUUAGCGAUCGCUGGAAAUUCUCUGAAGGUUCAAGACACAGAUAUCUGUUGUCUUAGCAUCACUGUCUCUUUUCAUCGCCUUAGCUCUUUUCUUUUACAUUUCUGUAUCAGUAGUCCUUAUGGCUUCUAGUCUGCAGUUUCGGUGGGAUCAGUAUUUAACCUUAUUCUGUCAUACAUUAGAGCUCUAUUUUAGACAUCAUCUUUCAACUGAACUCACAUCAGGUGGUUGGUAUGUUCACAUAUUCUAAGUUUUAUGUACUGGUAUUCAACACAUUUGGGUGCGUGUGUUUGAAUAGAUGUGGAACGAAUUUGAAUUACCUACGCUUUA